CUUAUACCUCCAUUGGCUUCUUCCCCUGUUCCAUUUCUCAAGGGUAGGGGGGAGAUGGUAUCACUUACUUUGACCUCCUCGAGUCCAAAAAUGGCGGUUCCCGCCAAAAGAUACCCCUCGUCUUUCCAACUCUCUUCACUUCCUCUCAACAUCAUUUCCCGCUGGGAGACGAACUCGGAAACCACGUUAAACAACACUACUAAUAAAAGGCCUCCUCUGCCUCCAGGGCCGGCGAAGCUCCCCUUCAUUGGCAACUUACACAACUUAGCCCUCGCCGCCGUCACCACCGCCGGCGGGCCACUCCCACACCGCGCCCUUCAAAGCCUCGCAUCCGAUUACGGCCCAAUAAUGCAUCUUCAGCUCGGCCAAGUCUCCGCCGUCGUCGUCUCCUCGCCGGAGAUCGCCCAGGAGAUUCUGAAGACCCACGACCUCGUCUUCGCGCAGAGGCCCCGGCUUCUGGCGGCGGAGAUCGGCACGUGGGGCGGCCAGGACAUCGCCUUCUCCCCUCUCGGCGAUUACUGGAAGCAGAUGAAGCGGAUCGCGACGACGGAGCUUCUGGGUCCGAGAAAGAUCCGAUCUUUAGCCGCAAUUCGAGAGGCAGAGGUGUCGAAAUUGGUGGACUCUGUUCGGGGCUCCGCCGGGCGCCCGGUCAAUCUCAGCGCGAAAAUCUACGAUUUGACGAAUGCGAUCGUUUGCAGGUCGGCGUUUGGAUCUGAGGGUGGGGAUUCGGAGGUGAUUGAGGUUAUGAAGGCGACGGCGGCGGUGGCGGGCGGUUUCAAUUUGGUGGAUUUUUACCCGUGGCUGGAGUCCGUGCCGAGCGCCGGCGGGUUGAAGUCCAAAAUUCAGAAGCUCAGGGAUUACCUAGACGUGAUUUUGGACAAGACGAUAAUGGAGCAUCGGCAGAGGAUCGACGACGGCGGCGGUGGAGAACGGCUGCCGGAGGAUUGUGAAUGUGGUGAUGAUGCUGAGGAAGAUCUCGUGGAUGUUUUGCUUAGGCUUCAAGGUAGCCGUGACCUUCAAUGUCCUAUGACGACCACAAGCAUCAAGGCACUCCUUACGGAUGUAUUUACGGCCGGAACUGACACUUCAUCCGUGGUAAUAGAAUGGGCAAUGGCAGAAAUGGUGAAACAUCAACGAAUCCUUGACAAAGUCCAAACCGAGAUACGAGAAGCUUUUCAACAUCAAGAGCCGACCGCAACCAAAACCGACACCAUCGAAAGUCUAUCUUACCUCAAACAAGUGAUAAAGGAAACCCUGCGACUACACACCCCGAUCCCUCUGCUACUUCCAAGGGAAAGCAAGGAGAGAUGUGUGAUCAACGGGUAUGAGAUCCCAGCCAAAACCAGGGUGCUCAUAAAUGCUUGGGCUAUAGCCAGAGAUCCUGCCAUUUGGGACGACCCGGAAAGCUUCAUUCCGGAGAGGUUCGACGAUCGUGAAGUUGAUUUCAAAGGAACGGAUUUCGAGUUCAUUCCGUUUGGAGCCGGAAGAAGGAUAUGUCCUGGGAUUGGUUUUGCUCUCUCCAACAUUGAGCUCCCUCUCGUGGAACUAUUGUAUCAUUUCGAUUGGGAACUACCUGAAGGAGAAACAACUGAUAAUCUAAACAUGGACGAGUUUUUUGGACUGUCCCUCUCCAUCUCCAAGUCUUCAUUCCUACCAAACUCCCAUCAUUCAAUGGCUUCGAAUGCUGCUACAUUCACAUUCCCUCUGCCGAUCCCAAUUCCUCCACUCCAUACCAAAACGAUCAAAAGAAGCUCCAUAACAAUCACAUGCAAAAAACCAGGCCACGGCCACCUUCUCCCACCGGGACCGGCGAAGCUUCCCCUGAUCGGAAACCUGCACAACCUGUUCAUCGGCCGGUCACCUCUUCCACACCACGCCCUCCGGGAACUCGCCGACGAGUACGGCCCUCUGUUCCACCUCCAGCUCGGGGAAGUUCCCUCCGUCGUCGUUUCCUCGCCGGAGAUCGCCAGGGAGGUUAUGAAGACCCACGACCAUGUUUUCGCCGACCGGCCAAGGAUUCUGGCGGUGGAUAUCGGCACUUGGGGCAGCCAGGACAUCGCCUUCUGCCCGCUCGGCGAUUACUGGCGGCAGAUGAAGCGAAUUUCGUUAACGGAGCUUCUGGGCGCGAGAAAGGUACAAGCUUUCUCAUCAAUCCGCGAAACAGAGGUCUCUAAUCUAGUAGACUCAAUCCGCCGCUCGUCUCAAAAUGGUGAGAACCCAAUUAACAUUAGUGAAAAGAUUUACAGUCUGUUCAAUGUCAUAAUCUGCAAGACCGCGUUUGGCACGCAUUGGAAAGAGGACGACAUCAUACAGUCGAUGCGGGAGGCUGCUCAGGUGGCCGGAGGAUUCCACUUGCUCGAUUUCUACCCUUCUCUGGAGUUUUUGCACGGGCUUAGCGGGUUGAAAUCGAAGAUCUUGAGAAUGAGAGACCAUAAAGAUGUGAUCUUGGACAGAGUUAUAGCAGAGCAUAAACAGAGGUUUGCAGAGAGACGGCGAGAUUGCGACGGCGGCGGCGGGAUUGACGAUGUGGAAUCCGAGGAUGGUGAGGAUUUCGUGGAUGUGCUGAUUAGGCUUGAGGAGGGUGGAGGGUUGCAGUGUCCAAUUACAAAUACAAGCAUCAAGGCCGUCCUUGUGGACUUGUUCGUGGCCGGAACCGACACUUCAUCGGUAGCGGUGGAAUGGGCAAUGUCAGAAAUGAUGAAAAACCCACGAGUUUUGAGCAAGGCACAAUCCCAAAUCCGACAAGCUCUAAAGGGGAAAGAUACAAUCACGGAUAAAGACCUACAAGGUCUGACCUACUUAAAAUCGGUGAUCAAGGAAACAUUUCGGCUACACCCAUCAAUUCCUCUCCUAAUCCCAAGGGAAAGCAAUCAAGAUUGUGUCGUUUCCGGGUACAGAAUCCCCGCCAAGACAAGAGUCAUAGUCAAUGCUUGGGCCAUAGGGAGGGACCCCGAGACCUGGGAGGAUCCAGAGGACUUCGUUCCCGAGAGGUUUGAUGGAAGCGAGAUCGAUUUCAAAGGGAUGCACUUUGAGCUGAUCCCAUUCGGUGCCGGAAGGAGGAUAUGCCCCGGAAUAUCGUAUGCAAUCGCUAACAUUGAGUUGCUUCUAGCACAUUUGUUGUAUUGGUUCGAUUGGGAGCUUCCGAAUGGAUUGAGGGCUGAGGAUCUGGAAAUGAGAGAGGUUUUUGGACUUGCUGUGGCUAGGAAGGAUCAAUUGUAUUUGAUUGCUAGGCCUUACGAGGCAAAGGAUUUGGAUAGUGGAAGUGUUGAAAUGGAGAUGGUCAAUGUUGAGUGUGAAUUGAAUAAUUAG
Linum tenue is the source of this 3309-nucleotide messenger RNA. NCBI's taxonomy places the organism in Eukaryota, Viridiplantae, Streptophyta, Magnoliopsida, Malpighiales, Linaceae. The record is from the annotation of a GenBank genome assembly.